GUUCGGUCCGCUACUACUGCGUUCGUUCGUUCGUUCGUGUAUCCCCGGCCGAGAGAGCUUGUGCAGAGUGCUCGCCAACGUCUGCGAGACCCGUGUCGCGCACAACUCUACACGGAGAAUAAACGUCUCGCGCCCUCAUCGUCCGCGAACGUUCUCCUUUUUCCCUAAAAAUCGUGCCAGAUCCUUUCACAGCGCGCGAACAGUCCUCCGCGAACCUCCAAUCUAUCCUCGCCCUUUCUCACUCUUCGCCCUUUUCCGGUUUGGUUAGCUAGCCGGCCGGUUGAGAAAAAAAGGGGGUACCCGGUUGUCCGGGUGACAUCGGUGGACAGGAAAGGCUCGUUCGCAUCGCGGAACCCUGGGAUAUUAAAGUUCGCUCGUGUUGAGUUUUUCUGGUCGCACGACGUGCACGAGAGACACGCGUGUCAGUCCACGCGUUUAUCGAGGUGAGAGAAUUCCGUGUUGUGUAUAAACGACCGCGCCGCUGGAACCAGCGGAUCCUGUUAGGAAGACGGCGAUGUCUACACGGCUAAUGCGGCUGAUGAUGACAACGACGAGGAUGCACGCUCGGCAUGGGAUGAGAAGCGACGACGGCGAUGGGAAAUUGUGUGCGCAGUGAACUCGCGAACUCCGUGUAUCUCCGUAACUCCGCUAUCGCUAUAUCGGCGACGACGGCGAAACUGCGUGCGUGUGAAUGCGUGCGUACGUACGUUCGUGCUUGCGUGCGUGCGUGCGUGCGUGCGUGUGCGCUCGUCACAAUCGGGAGACACGCGUGGUCCGCGUAUAUACCCGUCUCGACCCGGUACCUCGCCGUUGUUCGCGCGAGACCAACCCCCUUGGUACAACCCCCUAAGUGAGGCGUUCAACGUGGCCGAUCCUUGGACAUGGUGAGGGGGCAUGUUGGUGUGUCGGCGGGUGCUGCUGAUCGCAGCCGCGAUCGCGGCCUCGAUCGAGGCUGGCUCCGCUAGUUACCACCCUGGCAUCUCGUCGUCGGAUUAUUCUGGAUACCCGAGUGGAUACGCGGUUUACUCCGGCGCGACGUCACCCGAGUCCUCGUCGAGCUCGUCCACGUCCGGCCCAUCAGAGCUCGCAGCCAGCAACACCGAGUCGCUUUGUCGACCAUCCGAGUUCCGAUGCAGCACCACCGGUCAUUGUGUCGCGCAGGACAAGUACUGCGACGGCGAGAAUGACUGCGACGACAAGUCUGACGAGCCGAGAUAUUGCACCCCUUGCAAUCGGACGUUGUACGGUGACGUCGGCCGGACCUACAGGGUGGAGAUCCGCAGGCCGAGGGAGGAUCGACUGCCAUUCCUGUGUCACCUCAACUUCACUGCCGCCGGAUCCGAUCUCGGGGAUCUAGUUCAGUUAACUUUUGAUACCUUCACGGUCGGCCGCUUUCUAUCCUUUACGUCGGAAGGAUGUCCAGAUGGUUUCAUGACUAUUCGCGAGGAAGGUCGUCCUGCAACGGGAGGACAAUGGUGUGGCAGCGCGUGGGGCUACACAGUCUAUUACAGCGAAACUCCUUCCAUCAAUCUGACUUUAUAUUUACUACGUUUAUCAGAGCAGGGUAUCGGCUACAACUUCGACUUCAAGCUGUCGUACAAGUUCCUGAGAAGAAGCGAGGCGCAUCUCAGAUACGGAAACAGUAGUAUGUCCACAUGGCGCGGCGAGCUAGUAAACGGCACGUAUUGCGAUCGCGUCCUUACCAAAUGCGAUACUAGAGCCUGCCGGCUGCAGUCGCCAAAUUAUCCCGGAGUUUAUCCCAGGAAUGUCACUUGCUACUAUCGAGUCGAGCAAAACCGCGCGCCAGUGGGUCAUCGGGCUUUACUCGCCGUUAGUCAGCGAAACAGUCACAAGAUACACAUUAAGGACCAGGUCGUGAAAUACGACAGAAGUCAGCGAGUGCUAAGGGUAUGGGAUCAGUGCAACGUCGUGCAGGAUUAUUUAACAGUAUAUGACGGAGGUUCAACCUCAGACCGAGUACUUGUAAGGCUGUGUGGAGGAGAUGCGGUGCCAGACAUCAUCAGCAGUCACAAUACGAUGUUGUUAGAGUUUCAUACGUCCCCGUACGACAAUCCGUUUCAUCCAGUACCACUGUCUUUCCUGCCAGGAUUUGAACUCGAGGUUCAGGUGAUCUUUGUCGACGAAAAGUCUCGAAGUUUUGUGAAGGAAAAUGACAACUGCGAUUUUUAUAUAUCCGGUGACGAGAAUUCGUCGGGCAUUCUGGAAAAUCCGAAACACUCUUUACCGCCGAACACGACUUGCCGUUAUCACUUCCAAGGGAAACUCAAUGAAAUCGUUUGGUUAUCGUUCGUUAAAUAUUAUGCCGCCAGCGUGGAAGCUGCUGCGAGUAUUGACACUGCCGCUGAUUGCAAUGCAAAGCUUCUGAUAUGGGAUGGCGAUAUCACAGUGGACAAACUUACUUUCAGCCGAAAAAACGUCACGCUGAUGGGACAGUUUUGUAAGGACGACAUACCGCGACUCUGCGACCACAGUCUGCUGCGUAACAGCAGCCGUCAUACGCGGCCGUGUAGCCUUGCGGAGAGUUACGUGUCGACCGGGCGCGAUCUCACCCUGGAACACAUAUUGCGCCAAGGAAGCGCGUUAUAUCCAAUAAGUUUCGUGCUGCGCUACGAGUUCGUCCACGAGGCCAUCUCGUGUAACCACGUGUUUGCCUCGGUGCCGUCGGCUUCAUCCACGUCUUCCACGUCGUCUUUAUCAUCCUCCUCUUCUUCUUCAUCAUCCUCAUCCUCCUUAUCGUCCAACGCCGGAAAAUUCGCCUCACCGAAGAACGUGUUCUUCUACGGUCGCGGUGGGGCGCAGAAUCUGAGCUGCGUGUACAGAUUCGAGGCCGAGCCCGAUCACAGGAUAGAGCUAUCCUUCGUCAGGGCCUCCUUCGGUGGCAAGAAUUGCGCGUCUUACGUGGACCCGUUGGUAAAUCGAUGGACGUGCGACCGACGCAUGGCGGAUAUUAAAAAAUUCGGCAUGGCGGAUCUUGUUGUCGCUGAAUAUCCUUGGCAAGGAGUAGAAUUGGUUCGCGAUUGUCUGUGCUCGAACGUGAGUGAGAGAAUCGUCGUGCGGACUCUGACAUCGAACGUAGUGGAGGUCAGAUUUACCAUCACGCUCAUGAAUGUUACCCAGGAUUAUCGAGAUUUCUUCUUCGAGGGGGAAUAUCGUUUCGUUCCGGUGGGCGCGGAAUCGAAUGAGCACGGAUGUUCGACGAGACUCGAGGAGCGACGAUUGCGCGGCACCAGCGGCGAGAUUUCCCUCAGGAGUCCUUUACCGCGGGUGAUCCCCGGCCUGGCUGCAGUGGAGGAGAUCCUAACGAACACGGAGGAUCUCACCGCGACGCAAUGCGUGAACGAGCCGUGGUUGAUCGAACCUGAAGACGCGCGUAUUAACUUCCUGUACUUGAGAACUGCCGGUUACGGCAUUACCUUGGACAACGUUGAAGAGUGCACGACCCUGAAUAGAAUCGUUGUUUAUUCAGCUGCGAAUACAAAAGAACGCAGUGUAAUCUGUCCAGAGGGUGGCGUCGACACGGCCAGGACCGUCGACUUCUUCUCAGGUGGCUGGAAUUAUAGUGCCGUGAAUGCGAGCGUGGCGAUGGCGCAGCACUCUCGUAGCUUCGUCGUGGAAUUCCUUCAACGGGAACCAGGUUUCUACGCUGUCACAUGGAUCGCGAUCUCCAAACGUUCACCAACCGCGUCCAAUGUGGGUGCCAAUGCGUUUGCCAUAUUGCCCACGGAAGAUUGCCCGUACAGAUGUCCAGAGAUCCAGGCAUGCAUCAGCUCUGUCCUAUGGUGCGAUGGUGUACGUCAUUGUCCCUCAGGCUUUGACGAGGAAGAAGCCAAUUGCUCGUACCGUUUCGGAGUGACGCUGCUCUACGUUGCGGUGGGCGCCGGUGCCCUCGGUAUAUUCUUAAUCCUCCUGUUGGCCACUGGUUGUCUCAAAUAUUGCCUCUACCGGCACAAGGCGCGUAAGAAGAAGAAGAACGUUGCUCUGAACGUCAAUCAUCUCCACGUGAAUCAUACUCAUCACAACAACGGCUUGACCGGGAGCCGUCUGAGUGGACGUUACAACUUAGCCACACCCCAGGAAAUGUACCUGGAGAAUUACGGGAAGGAUAGUAUUUGUUGACAAUACGCCAUCGCCAAUAUUGAGACCACCGUGUGAAUAGUCAUGAUUUUUAAAUGCCUACCUCGCUCUGGGCCCCCCUCCUCCACUUCCCAUCAACCCCCUUGAGUAACGGACCGGAGUGUACGGCAGCCAAACACUCCCAUCCCAAAGGCACGCAUACACAGAACACACACACACACACUCACAUACAUGAGUACACACGCAUACACACGUAUACAUAUACAUACUUUCGCAGUAAUCGUACGAAAUCCCGUAGAAUAUAUCCGAAGCUCAUAGAAGCGAGCGCACGAGACGUGCUUAUAGGUAGCCAUUUGGUUGAUGGCAAACGUAGUCAAGUUCUCUAAUCGAAUCAUAACGAUCGGCUUGCCUUGAAUAAGCAGAUCGCAAUUCGACUUAUUAGACCGAGGUGGAUGAUGUAUGUCCGUCGAGCUUAUCGCGAGAAUGGAUACCACGAGACACCUGCCUAAUCCUUCAGAAAGGAGUCGCGAAAUUGAUGUAACGCACCUCGUACGCUCGUGUAUAUGGCAUUUACGAUAAACACCGCAGUAUCAUGGUAGGUUUAGAUACACACGAUUUAGGAGUAAAAUGAAAAAAAAAAAAAACGAAAGAUACGCACGAGUGGACGAAGAGCGGCGAAAUUGGCGUUUACGCAAUGCUUUUAAGAGACGUAGGAUACGCUGUUUCCGUUGAGUGCACUUUCUGUCGGUUAUCGAGCAAACGUCGUAAACGUCUACAAGUGUGACGAUAAAAGUAACGAGAUGGAGGGAAAAGAGAAUAGAACGAUGGUGCGAACUUAUCGCGAGAGAAGCGUUUCACGAUAGCUUACGUAUGAAUGACGAUGCGAUAGACGGGAAAGCAUACAUGAGAAUACGCGAAGAGUCACGACACCGUGAAUGACACUCGAAUGAUAUUCGCGGACGUGCCAGUAAAGGUCGAAUGUAUACAUUGCUUGUACUCUUCUGAUCCCGAUCGCAUACAUUCCGACAAUUCGCACUUAUAACAUCACUUAUGAGAUCAUGGAGAAAAAAAUUGAUAAAAAGGAAUAGUCGUGAUUAAAGAGGCGUGAUUUAACGUUUGUACAAGAUCUAGCUUGAUGAUCGUUACUAUUGGACUUACGCACUUCACAUCCGUCUAAUCUAAUUUUCUCAUUAGACCUAUGGCUGGACUAUGUUGUUGCGAUGCAUUGUUCCAAAUUAAGAUGACUGCACAGGGCUGUUUUUUUUUACCGUUAAAAGGUAUUAACUUAUUUCUGGUUUAUUUUUAUUUCUGAUUUAAUUAAAUAUCAAGAUCAUCAUGUAUUUGCAAUUUAACACCGUGACAUUUUGAUCAGAAUCAAAUUAUUGGCUGUAAUGAAUAUUAUGAAAAAAAACUCGAUAAUUGAAUAUAAAUCGAUUUCCACCUUACAAAUUGCUUUACUGAGAUCUGAUUCGAUAUUACCUAGCAAAUCUGAUACAAUUAUCCUUAUAUUAUAACGCAUUAUAUUGUAUUAUAAAUAACUCAUUUAACUAUGAUAUUUUCGUGCAUUACAAUGCAAUGAUCGAGUCGCCGAUCUCAUUCCAUUCAACGUCGAACCAACAAUUAUUUUUUUAUACUAUCUACAGUUUACGAUAUUUUGAACUUUAUAAGUGAUUUAUGGAAGAUGGAAUAAUAUACGUAGAUAAUUUACUUGAAUAAUCUAGAUUCGGUAUCGAUACGCGCUUGAAUGAGACAUAGAUGUCUACGCGUAAUUAAUUGAAUGCUACAGGAGCAUGUACACCGUUAAUCCUGUUAAGCAAAUGGACGCAGUCUCCACGCGUUAGCCUAUUGUAGACACUGUAUGGUAAAGCACGUCUAACGUACGUCUGUAUGCUGUGAUAGAAGUAAGCGUAUCAACAAUCGGAAAUAAAUCUCUCGCGUAAAUUUCACGUUCGCAUAUACGCAUCCUCGAAAACCCAUCGUCGAAGAUGGAUCACGACCUUCCAAUGCAAUCUUCUUUGGCGACAUCGAUAUCUUAACGCGGCCAAGCGUGUAAUUUUUAGAUCAUCGAUCGAAUCAAAAAGAUGUAAUCCAAGUCCUGGAUGCGAACACGAUUUUUCAGACGUAAUAUAUGUACUUUGAUAGAAAAUUUGGUAAAAAUUGAUUGAAAACAGACUUAACCAGAAAAGCAAUAUAAGUCGACAAAAAUAAGAAUUUGACAUGUUAUUACAUUAUACUUAAGAAGACGUAAUCAAAUUAGGGUGAAGCAAAAUUUUAUAUACAUCCCUUUAAUCUUUUAGAAACGUAAAAAAUGGUCAUAGUAAGAAGCGCUUCGAUUUUUAUAUACAUUUGUAAUUUUUUCUAUCCACUUCGAAUUGAAAAAAUUUUCUAGCUUUAUUAUUUUAGACAGCAAUUAAUUGGAGAAUUUUAUAUAAGAACAGUAAUUGAAUACGAGUUAUACUUGCAAUUUUUAGCAAUCAAUUGCGAUAUUUUGAUACGGUAUUUUUGCAAACUCACGUACACUUUCUGCGACAAUUUGAAAAUUUCCGCAGAGAUGUCGGCCGCGUUAAGAUAUUUUUUCGCCAGUCUCAUGAAUUGCUCCGUGAAUAAUUCAUUACAUAAGGACAUCGCCUACCAACGAAUACUGCCGCAGUUAUUAUUUAUUCAUAAAGUUUUAUAAGUCUCUUUCUACCCGAAUACGAAAAACUGUCCGAGUAUAUAACGUUCUGUACGCUAUAAGACACGGAAUCCGAUAACGAGUAAUGUAACUAGCGAAUAAACGUAGCGUGCAUCAGAAGCGAAACUGUGCACCCGCCAAGCUCCUCGAUGUGUUAACUGCGCGAUUGCCACAUUAAAGACAUGUUAAAAAUUUACUCUAACAUAUCGAAAGUUCGAAAUUAAUUUAAGCGCGUCACACCAUCCAUCACUAGUCGAGACUGAAGUAGCGAAGUCAUCUUUUCACGGAUAACCGUGACGACUUACUUUCGAAAAGAAAUUUUCCCCAAUUUUCCCUUUAUAUAAAAUUCCGUCAAAUAAGAAAAAAAGAGGAAGCGUUUCCCACGAAAUUUUUUAUAUAUUCUCGAGUCGGUGGUUUUCUCGCAGUUCACGAUAAAUCUAUCUAUAAAUAAGUAAAAGCGUAAGUCCUUCGACGACGGAAACCGACGUAAUAAACAUUGUGGGACGCAUCGUUUUCUAUUCACAAGGGAACGACGAUUUAUAUUACCUAUUUUCCCGGUAUCUUCCCGGCAUCAAGACGUUGAUAUGACCCGGCCUUUAAAAGCAUCCACGAAAGUCGUUCCUAUCGUUGUCGUAACCAAGACGGAUCAACAUCGAGUUUAAUUUCUCCAACGGAUAUAUGAAUCUAAAAUCUACUGUGGAGCGUGUAGUCAUCAUGGGAUUUAUACGGUACGACGACUCGACUCCACGUCGCGCUCAAUCGAGAAUGCGUCCUACGAUUACGAAACUAUAGUAUUAUGCAUGUAUGUAAGAACGUACACGAAAAAAAAAAUAACAUAAAAAAAGGAAAAAAAAUGCCGUAGCACAAACUGGCUCGCACAUACGUAGCUAAAAAAAAAGUGAAUGGUAAAGAGUUUUGAAUCAAAGAGGCCUUGAUUCAACGACGUUUCUAAGCAAGUAUUACGCGUUACACGAUGUAUUGUAAUCCCGUGUUUAUAAUUUUAAUAAAAUACCAUCGCGUUAAAGAAACCCAGCA
Acromyrmex echinatior (Panamanian leafcutter ant) is the source of this 7804-nucleotide messenger RNA. RefSeq lists its product as uncharacterized. Gene Ontology annotation, molecular function: protein binding. The record is from RefSeq and is a predicted model, not a curated record. Lineage: Eukaryota; Metazoa; Arthropoda; Insecta; Hymenoptera; Formicidae. Gene Ontology annotation, cellular component: plasma membrane.